Molecule: messenger RNA, 1344 nt
Organism: Melampsora larici-populina 98AG31
Lineage: Eukaryota; Fungi; Basidiomycota; Pucciniomycetes; Pucciniales; Melampsoraceae
Exons: 5
Coding region: 125-811 (228 amino acids)
Source: RefSeq, a predicted model, not a curated record
CGGCUAUUAAAUUUCUCAAAGCAUUUUGUGACUCAGAAGCUUCCAGGUCGAGAUAGCCAGACACCCGUAUUAUAUCUCUCAGGCCGCAGAAACCGCUAUCCCCAGGCCACCACCGAGACUGACCAUGGCACUUGUCGUCAUCUCGGGCUUUCCUUGUGCUGGCAAGACCACGCGUGCUAUCGAGAUCAAGGAAAUGCUCGAGUCAAGAUUACAAGAGGACGAUUCUACAACGAUAAAGGAUGUUGUCAUUGUUAACGACGAGCUUCUUGGAGUCCAUCGUUCAAGUUACAAUGAUAGUAAAUCGGAGAAGGUCGCACGUGGGCACCUUUUAUCUCACACUAUUCGCCAUUUGAGCAAGGGUCGCAUAGUGUUGUGUGAUGGUAUGAACUACAUCAAAGGCUUCCGCUAUCAAUUGUAUUGUGCCGCGAGGGAAGCUGGUGUACGAAACUGCACGGUUCAUGUAGCUGCCGUCCCGUCGGACUGCAUCUCUCGAAACGCCAACUUAUCUGACGAGGCUCAGUAUGAAGAGCAAACGAUUGGAAAUUUGAUUUCUCGCUUUGAAGAACCAAACGGCAGCACGCGCUGGGACAGUCCUUUGGUAGUUUUUCCGUGGUGUGACUCACUUUUGGCAUCACAUGACGGGAGUGCUGACGGACUAGCUGGCAAUCUGGAAGGCUUGCGUGUGAUUGACGAAUGCCAGGCGCCGUCGGAUGAGAUUUCCCCAGCGGCCCGUCAACCGAAACUUCAUGCAACGAAAACCGAGAGCGCAGGUACCCAGCUUCUUCUUAUUUUACCUUUCAUAAUGUACUGAGUCACUGAUGGUUAGAAUUGGUCUUGAUGAACUCUAUCUGUCGUGUGGUGAUAUCACAAGAUACCGUUACAAUGAAGUCAUGGUCUAGUAUCGGAAAUGAUAUCUGGAUAGCUGUCACGCGCGGGGAUUUGAAACCAGCAACUGCAGCAGUCAAGGCGGCCACUCGGACGUCAACAAACUUCCUCCAUCUUUUAGAAUCAACCACAUCAAGCCUCAUUUCAGAACUCCUCACAAAUCUUCAACAAUCCCCUAAUCCUUAUGGGACAAUCACAUUCCCAUUCCAGAUACCACAAUCUUCACGGACCAAACUGGUGUCCAUCAAAAUCCCUAUGGGCAAAACUGUCAACUUGGGCACUCUACAACGACUCAGACGUCAGUAUACGACCUUACAGAAACAAGCCAAUUUUGCUGGCCGAGGCAAUAAGGAUGGUGAAGUUGAGGAGAUGAUCGAUGGGUUUGUGCUAUAUCUACAAGGUACACUGUAGUGAUUUGAGUUGCAUGCUACAUUGAUUGAAAUUCAAGUCUCUAGAAGG